Messenger RNA from Cannabis sativa, 1230 nucleotides. RefSeq names its product very-long-chain 3-oxoacyl-CoA reductase-like protein At1g24470. The coding region runs from base 156 to 1124 and encodes 322 amino acids. NCBI's taxonomy places the organism in Eukaryota, Viridiplantae, Streptophyta, Magnoliopsida, Rosales, Cannabaceae. The record is from RefSeq and is a predicted model, not a curated record. Gene Ontology annotation, molecular function: ketoreductase activity. The transcript is spliced from 3 exons. Gene Ontology annotation, cellular component: endoplasmic reticulum.
UCAUAGUUAAAAUUAAUAUUUCUUUAAUAUGACCCCUAUCUAUUAUAACUAUCCAUAGAAAGAAGCUGAAAACACCAUCAUUAACCAAAACCCAACAAAUCUCUUAUAUUUACCAUCAUUAUCAUUCUAAAGCUAUAGAGCCUAAAAAACAAAGGAUGAUGAUGAUGAUGAUGAUCAAAACACAACCCUUAUGGCUCAUUCUCAUAACAUAUAUAGGGAUCUUCAUAACCCUCAAAAGGGUCAUCUCAUUACUCAAAUGGGUGUUCAUAACAUUCAUCAGAUCUUCCAAAAACCUAAAGAGCUACGGUUCAUGGGCCAUAAUCACAGGAGCCACAGACGGCAUAGGAAAGGCCUUUGCCAUCCAACUAGCCGAGAAAGGCCUAAACUUGAUUCUAGUUGGCAGAAACUCAAACAAGCUCCAAACAGUCUCAAAUGAAAUCCAGCUCAGUAGUCCUGGGACAAAGAUAAAGAGGGUUGUUUUCGACUUUUCGGGCGAUAUCUCGGCGGGUGUGGCGGGUGUUGAGGAGGCUGUGAAAGGAUUGGACGUGGGGAUUUUGAUCAACAAUGUUGGAAUAACAUACCCUGCAGCAAGGUACUUCCAUGAGGUGGAAGAGAGUGUUUGGAUGAAUAUUGUUAGAGUGAAUUUGGAAGGUACUACUAAAGUUACAAGAGCUGUUUUAAAAGGUAUGGUUGAUAGGAAAAGAGGGGCAAUCGUUAAUAUUGGCUCUGGUGCCGCCAUUGUUGUACCUUCUCAUCCUCUUUAUGCAAUCUAUGCCGCUACAAAAGCGUAUGUAGACCAACUAUCAAGAUGCCUCUACGUGGAAUACAAACACUUGGGAAUUGAUGUGCAGUGUCAGGUACCAUUGUAUGUGGCAACACAAAUGGUGUCAAAGGCUGCAUCGAUAGAGAAAUCAUCGAUGUUUAUACCAACAGCAGAUGAUUAUGCAAGAGCUGGGGUGAGAAGAAUUGGGUAUGAAUAUCGAUGCACUCCUUAUUGGGCACACUCCCUCCAAUGGUGUUUUGCCUCUUUACUCUCAGACCAUAUUCUUAAUGCAUGGCGUUUGGCCGUUGUUACUCGCAGAAGAAGGGACUCCAUUUCUACUCAUCAUCUUUCCUCCUCUUAAUUCCUCUCUUUAACUAACUAAUUAACAUCAAUAUUUUUAGUAUAUAUUAUGUUAAAACUAUAAUUACACUAUGUUAAUGUUAAGGAAUGAAAUACAAUUUACAGUC